AUGGCGUCGUUCAUCUGCGACGACGACGAGGAGUCGGACGCGGGCUCGGGCGCGGACGAGGUCGCGGACCUGCGGGGGCCGGCGGCGGCGCCGCGGGCGCCGCGCGAGGCCGCGGACGUGCUCUGCGCGGCGUCGCGCGCGUGGCACGACCGCCUCGGCGGCGACCUGGCGCCGGUCGUGGGAGACGCGCGGCCCGAGGCGGGCGCGAAGGCGCUCGUCGCGCGCGACAUCCUCGUCAAGGCGCGCGCGCGCGGCGAGAAGGUGCUGGUCUUCUCCCAGUCCCUGCGGAGCCUGGACUACCUGCAGAUCUCCGUCGUCUCGGGCGACCUCGGCUGGCCCGCGCGCCUCGCGCGGCGCCUCGACGGCGACACGACGGUGACGGCGCGCCAGGCCCUGAUCGAGGACUUCAGCAGCUCCGACGCCGUCGUGUUUUUCCUGUCCGUGCGCGCGGCGGGCGUCGGCAUCAACCUGCACGCGGCGACGCGCGUCAUCUUGUUCGACGUGUCCUGGAACCCGGCGGACGACGCGCAGGCCAUCGCGCGCGCGCACCGCUUCGGCCAGGAGCGGCCCGUCUUCGUCUACCGCCUCGUCGCCGCGGGCACCGUCGAGGAGCGCGUCUUCAACCGGCAGAUCGCCAAGGGCGCCGUC
Messenger RNA from Aureococcus anophagefferens, 648 nucleotides. RefSeq lists its product as hypothetical. The record is from RefSeq and is a predicted model, not a curated record. Gene Ontology annotation, cellular component: nucleus. The transcript has a single exon. Gene Ontology annotation, molecular function: ATP hydrolysis activity. NCBI's taxonomy places the organism in Eukaryota, Pelagophyceae, Pelagomonadales, Pelagomonadaceae. The annotation marks the transcript as partial.